AUGGAACGUUGUACAAUGUUAAACUGCCAAACAAACAACCAAGGCGUAAUUCUUGUCGAUUAUGCAAAAAGAAUCGAGCUCACUCAUUUUUGCUUCCGUGAUAGUUUCUCAUUUGCUUCAACCAAUGGUUGCCUAGUGCGUGUUUCCAGUGAUCCAAAAGAAAUUACAAAAUUAAGUGCAGUUUCAAUGACUGGCGUAACCAAUGGUGACUUUGGUGUUGAUGCAAGAAGAUGUGAGAUAAAUAACAUAAACAUUUCAGCAAAUCGCGUAUCAACCGAAAUGUUGAAUAUUGUCAGUUUAGAAUCAGGCGUUUUUCACUAUUGUUAUUGUGUUGAUACUACAAAGGCAACGUCCGGUGCUGCCUUCGUUGAAAAUCUCAAUGGAAAGACAUUAGACCACUUCUUAUUUUACAACAAUUUGGGAAAAGGUAUUUACGCCCUUCAAUCAUCUAUUUCGUUAACAGAAUGCGGAUUUGCAAGCAAUGCAAUUGAUAUCUACGUUGAUUCUUCUACAGUCUCAGUUACAAAUUCUCAAUUUACAGAUUUUUCUUCAAAUGAUAAAAGUAAAGUAACUUUAGGAUCUAAUUGUUAUACUAAAGGAUAUGGAUUACCCAACCAACCAUUUGCAAUGGAAAAUCCAAUAGGAGAUCCAAAUCAUGAAUGUAAUUGCGCACAAAACGCUUUAUCUGGUGCACCAUAUCAACCAGGAGAACCAUUAACAGCUGCUAUGACUCCAUUUAACACUGCUUACAUGACUCCUCAUUCAACAGCUUUUUCAACUCCUUUCAACACUGCACAAAUAACAAACGAACAAACACCUUUUAAUACACCAAUAAUAACUGCAAAAGAAACACCUUUUAAUACACCAAUAAUUACUGCUAAAGAAACGCCAAAUAUUACACCAUUUAUUACUCCAUUUGUUACACCAAAAGAAAUAAAUCCAGAUUGUGAAGUUGAUAACAGAAAUAAGAAUAAGAAGAGAAAUAUCAGACGAAUUAAAUUUGUUUUAGCUUUGGCUCAAGUUGCACAGAAUGUAUGA
Molecule: messenger RNA, 1038 nt
Organism: Trichomonas vaginalis G3
Lineage: Eukaryota; Parabasalia; Trichomonadida; Trichomonadidae
Product: pectin lyase-like family
Exons: 1
Coding region: 1-1038 (345 amino acids)
Source: RefSeq, a predicted model, not a curated record